Suillus bovinus is the source of this 1116-nucleotide messenger RNA. RefSeq lists its product as uncharacterized. Bases 172 to 1083 code for a protein of 303 amino acids. The record is from RefSeq and is a predicted model, not a curated record. Lineage: Eukaryota; Fungi; Basidiomycota; Agaricomycetes; Boletales; Suillaceae. The transcript has 21 exons.
CACAGCAUUCGGUACUGGCUCCGCAACUUUUUCGGCUACCCUGUUUACGGAGUAUACCUAAGGCCAUGAAUUUGCCUUUAAGUCUGGCCGUCUAUUUCAUACCGCCACGUUCUACUCUCAACUCUUGUCCUCACUCGUUCGUUUGUUUAUCCAUUUGGUCGGGUCUGCGAGAUGUCUGACCAAUUCGACCCCCCGAGUUUCGAUAAUACCCUUGGUGCUUUGCUUGUAGGUUUCGCUGUCUCUGCCACUGCGUUUGGAAUGUUGACCAUUCAACUGUUCACCUACUAUAGGCGUUUCCCCCAAGACAAGGUUGCAUACAAGACUCUCGCUGCCUUGAUAUGGUUGCUUUCUUUCGUUGAUCAAGCUUUUGUCGGUUACGCUGUAUAUUUCUAUACCAUCACAAAUUAUUUGAAUCCGCUUCCGUUGACUACAGAAAAACCUCAAUGGACUCUUAUAUUGCAAAUGACUUUGGGCGCUAUUGUUGGUGGCAUUGUCAAGAGUUGUUUCACACUAAGAGUUUGGAGGUUCAGCUAUAGAAAUUGGUGGCUUACAGGGACCUUGUUUUUGAUGGUUUUUGCACAACUUGGCACGGCAACUGUGUUCACUGUAGAAAGUUUCCACUUAUCUUCUUUUUCACGCAUGAGCACCGUGAAACCUUUGGGAACCUUUUCCUUGGCCAUCGGAGUCGCCACAGACAUGAUCAUAGCUGCUGCAUUGUGCUUUUACCUUCAGAAAAUGCGCUCUAGCCAUCCAACUGCGGACUCCAUGGUUAAUACGUUAAUAGUAUAUGCAGUGAACACCGGUCUUCUUACCAGCACUAUCAGCCUGUCGACCCUUAUUCUGUUCAACACCAUGCCAACGAACUUCAUAUUUAUAUGCAUGUAUUUUGUUCUGAGCAAACUUUAUGCAAUAUCAUUCCUGGCUGCACUGAACACUCGAAAAAUCAUACGAGGUCGUGGCACAGACUAUGAAAGAAGAAAGAAUACAAGCUCCAGCAUAAUUACAGAGUCCAUAGAGCCUUCGACACAGCUGCCGAUGCCGAACACUCUGGAAACAUACUCAGAAUAUCACCAGCGGUCGUAACUCGAAAAUCAUAGUACCAAACUCAAUGUCGCC